AUGUCGUCGCAUCAUGAUGCUAGCAAGCCUAGUGCUAGAAUCGAGAAAAUCAAGAGUGGUGUUACUUCACCAUAUAAAUUCAGAGACUACGACUUGCAGGUCCUGAAUAACUGCACAGUAGAACUGGAUGUGGCAACCUUAGAUGAUUUAUUUCGCGACUAUUUCUCAAAUGAUUCUCAUGAUUCUCAUGAAAAGGAAUGGGCCUAUUGGCGAAUAACAGAAGAGAGGAAUAGAAAUGGAAGAACCAACUUUUCCAUUUCAAGAUAUCAUCCUACUUGUAAGAAAAUGCCGUACCACACGUCGAGCAACAAGAAAGUUUGGAUUACCAAUUAUGCCGGCGACCAAAAUUACCAAACGGUACGUGAUCGACUUGAAAGUGACAGUACAUUCAACGCAUUUGUAGAGAACGAAAGCCACUGGAAACUUGAUUGGGACAAGGAGAAGCGUCAGCUUACCCUUGAGGAAAUGAUUAGUGGCAAACCAAAGGGAAGAGAACACUCCCGAUCCCGCUCCCGCUACAAGAGACCGGAGAGCGAGACUGUCAAUGAAGAUUCAAGUAGCACUUCUGGCGACGAUAGCUUGGGGAUGAGGAAAAUUCGCUCGCAUAGAUCAAUGCCAAGUCCUUUUCCUGGCUAUACACAUUCACUUGUCGAAAGCCAAAAUUCGGAGAUGAAGUGGAGUGGUAGACCCGAACCGAUCAGUCCUUUGUCUUUGUCCAUAGGUAUUCACAAACAGGAUCGAACUGUUCCAUACUACGGAUAUUACCUGACAAAUAGUACACGAUUUGGUCUAUGGUGGGAUGAAAUAGUCGAUAUAUUACUCUCCAAAAAAAUCAUCAAACCCCCCAGCGCAAAAGGACCGAAGGAGAGAGGCAGACUCAUCGAGGAAGGCAAAAUGAUAAUGAUUCAAUUUGGUCCUGGCUCAGUUAACUCCGAAGCAGGUAUGAAAUAUUCUGUAUCAAAAAUCUCCAAUCUAUGUGAUGCAGUUCGUGGAACUCCAAAAGAUUCAUGUACCCAUGAAAGAUACAGGGUCAAGACUUAUUCGCUUCUGGAAUACAAAAACGGUACUAUGGUCGACGAACAAUACCCCUCGAUAUCUAUUCGUAAUAGACUUAGGAAUAAAGUCGCAUAUAAGAGUGUCCUAAGCGGACUUGGCAAAUUACUAAAAGAACCAGGUGGAAACGUCAUCUUGGCCAAAAACAAAGGUGAAAUAUGGAAACUCAUACAGAAAAGUGAUGGAACCUAUCUCUCAAAAUCGAACGCGCUACGACUCCGCAUAACAAUACAUCCACUUGCAAGGCGUCAAUCGGACACUUCGUCAAGCGGACAUUAUUCUUCUAGCGACGAAUCACAAAGAAGUAGAAGGCCCGACUCAUACUCUGCUCAUAGAAGUUCUCCUAGUGUUAGCCGUCGUGACAGCAGUAACCCGGACAGAGCACCAGCGAAAACGGAACUUCGACCCUCUCGUGCCAGAAGUUUCGCACACUCGGCACGCGAGGGAAGUUUCGCACUCUCAGCACACGAGGGACGUAUCAGAAACCUCCCCGACUACAACGAAAGUCGCGAACCACACAGAGCUGCCACCUCACGCCCGAGCUCCGGCGUGGAGUCAGAUGUCGUGCGACAAGAUAUUUCUUUUUUCCAUCCUCCAACAGCCGGUCAUGGGAGUGUAGCCUCAAGCACACAUUCAAAUUCACACGCACAAACACACACAGCAGAGCUGAAAGAAAGAGAUCGCAAACCCUCAAAAUUUAAGGUGGCGAGUUUUUUUGGCAACAGACGGGAGAAAAAGCACGAGCGGAAAGAGGAAAAGCUGGCGAAGAAAAAGAGGAAGGAUGAAGAGCGGGAAGAGAAAAGGGAACCGUGGAUGGAAAGAAGGCUGAUGAGGAAUAGAGGAGAUUAUUCGGAUCGGGAAUGGAAUGAUGGGCGUGGAGAGAGGGCGAGGGAAUCCUCGUCUAAGAGGAAGUUGAAGAUUGAGUUCUCUUAUCAGGGGCGUGGGAGAAGAUAGAGGGAAAGUAGUGUAUGAGUAUUUUGAAGAGGUUUGCUUUGCUUAUCUUUGUUGUUAAUGUUGUUGUUGUCAUUUUAACUUCCACUUUUUUUUUUGAGAUUUAGCGCAGUCUUUGGAAUUUUGUGGUUAUUUUAUCUGUUCCUGUUCUAUAAAUAUAUAAUUCCCCUCAUACUCAAUCUUUUCUAUUCUUUCUACAUUAGUAUACAAGUAUAUAAGUA
Molecule: messenger RNA, 2225 nt
Organism: Botrytis deweyae
Lineage: Eukaryota; Fungi; Ascomycota; Leotiomycetes; Helotiales; Sclerotiniaceae
Exons: 6
Coding region: 1-2007 (668 amino acids)
Source: RefSeq, a predicted model, not a curated record